CAAGAAUUAAGUCCCUUCUUUCUGCGUCGUUAAGCAGAUCCACAUGGGUUGACCAAAGGCAUGUUGAAUCCUUAGUUCACUCCUCUAAAGAUGUGUAGUUCAGAGUGACAGAACGACUUAAAACAGCUGUGUGUUAGUUAUGUAGGAAGUUGAACUCUUCCGAAAGUCCUGUCCGGCGUUACGUGUAUAACUUUUAGAUAACGAAUCAGUCGGUCAUGAUUUGAAGUUUAAAACAAGGAUUAUGUCGAAAAGUAAGUCCAAAAUAUUUGUGUAUGGGACUCUAAAGAGAGGCCAACCUAACAACAAACUGAUGGAGGAAAUAUUCGAUGGAGAAGUGACGUAUAUGGGGAAGGGCCUCACGGGAAAAGCGUACCCGUUGGUGAUAGCGGCUGCCUCGUGGAACUUGCCCUGCAUGUUGUCUGUGGAGGGAACUGGCAAAAAAGUGCAUGGUGAAUUAUUUGAAGUUGAUGAGGAAAUGCUUAGUUUCUUGGAUGGAUUUGAAGGACACCCAGAUUUUUAUCGACGAAAGCAAAUAAUAAUUCAGCUGACAGAAGAUCACAAUGGCAGGAAACUUGAUCCUCCAAACAUCCAUACCUGUUGGUGUUACUUCUUCCUUACAUACGAUCGCUCCUAUCUGACCAUGCCUUUCCUCGACAAUUAUGACAGCUGGGGGCCCCAUGGACUGAUGUAUGAUGAGCAGGAAAGGGAAGACAACUCCAAUGAAACAAAGGCAACCAUGAACAGCUGACAAAGGAAGAAAACAAGAUCACCUUCAAAUAAACGUGUAUCAUUGUAAAUAGUGCAAGCCGUCAAUCCUGGAAUAACUCUAGGUGUCAUAUUUAGGACACAUGUUCAGUUUAAGAAAUGUAUGCAGUGGAACCUACUAAAGGUCUGGUUUAUACAGAUUUUCUGGGUGUGAAAAGUGGGACCUAAUUCAAGGUUGGUGUAUACAGGUUUUCUGAUUACAAAGGUUCAGUUUACAUAGAAAUGCAGUGGAACCUAGUAAAGGUCUGGUUUAUACAGGUUUUCCGAUUACAAAGGUUCAGUUUACAUAGAAAUGUCUACAGAGGAACCUAGUAAAGGUCUGGUUUAUACAGGUUCAGUUUACAUAGAAAUGUCUACAGAGGAACCUAGUAAAGGUCUGGUUUAUACAGGUUUUCCGAUUACAAAGGUUCAGUUUACAUAGAAAUGCAGUGGAACCUACUAAAGGUCUGGUUUAUACAGGUUUUCUGAUUACACAGGUUCAGUUUACAUAGAAAUGUCUACAGUGGGACCUAGUAAAGGUCUGGUUUAUACAGGUUUUCUGAUUACACAGGUUCAGUUUACAUAGAAAUAUCUACAGCGUGGCCUAGUAAAUGUCUGGUUUAUACAGGUUUUCUGAUUACAAAGGUUCAGUUUACAUAGGAAUGUCUACAGUGGGACCUAGUAAAUGUCUGGUUUAUACAGGUUUUCUGAUUACAAAGGUUCAGUUUACAUAGAAAUGCCUACAGAGGAACCUAGUAAAGGUCUAGUUUAUACAGGUUUUCUGAUUACAAAGGUUCAGUUUACAUAGAAAUGUCUACAGAGGAACCUAGUGAAGGACUGGUUUAUACAGGUUUUCUUAUUACACAGGUUCAGUUUACAUAGAAAUGUCUACUAAAGGCCCUAGUAAAUGUCUGGUUUAUACAGGUUUUCUGAUUACACAGGUUAAGUUUACAUAGAAAUGUCUACAGAGGAACCUAGUGAAGGACUGGUUUAUACAGGUUUUCUGAUUACACAGGUUAAAUUUACAUAGAAAUGUCUACAGAGGAACCUAGUAAAGGACUGGUUUAUACAGGUUUUCUGAGUUUACAAAUUGGGACCUAAUUUAAACUUGGUUUAUACAAAAUUUCGGAUAAAACAGGGUCAGUUUACAUAGAUUCUGAAAUGUAUAUAGUCAUAGUGGGAGCAUGUUGAAGUUCAGUUUAUACAGGUUUUCCUAUAAAAUAAGUUCAGUUUAUACAGAUUUUCCUAUAAAAUAAGUUCAGUUUAUACAGGUUUUCCUAUAAAAUAAGUUCAGUUUAAAUCAAUAAUUGGAUACUUACUUUAUUUUCUUGUAUUUUUUUCAAACCAAAAACUUACAAAUUAUACCUCUUGUAAAAUGUAAGCCCACCGAAUUUAUGAAUGUUUACAUGAGUUUUACUGCUUAAAAGGAAUUAUUUUACCAACAACUUCAAUCUUAUUAAUCUAAUUAAGAUCUGAAAUUGCAUUCAAUAUCUAGAUGAUCUAAGACUCAACAUCCAUUGAAAAAAAAUCUUGCCAACAUUACAUUAGCAGAUGCCAAACAUUAUUUCAUACCAAUAUGGAGCUCAGAUGUCAAUUUUGGAAACCAAACUGAUAUCAUGAUCACCAUCAUAAAAUCACUUACGACAAUAUCAUGACAAUAGCUUCAGUCAUGACUGCUCGUGAUUUGCAUCAUCUAAGAGACUUAUAAUUUUCAAUACAUUAUUCAACAUUUUCCAUUUAUUACAAACUGGAUGCAUUGUUUAUUAUUUACCAAAAUAACAAUAGUAAUCUUGAAUAAGAGCCUGAAUUUUUCAAUCGAAAUACAUUGUUUGCCUUUCAACAGUUUGAUACAUGGUAGCAAAAUGAUCUCAUUCUGUGCUGUUUAUGUAUAUGAAUUUAAUUGAGUAACAUAUUAACUUAGGUUAUCAAAUGUACCUUCACCGCGAUUCGGUUCCUAUCACUAGUAUGCCAGCUGUUUGGUUCCUGUCAUUAGUGUGUCCCAAAAUUUGAAUAUAUAUGUAUAUAUUUACACUAAAAAACAGCAGAGCUGAAAUUUCUUCAACCUCUGGCAGAGAUGGAUAUUUCAGGAUUAAAAUUUUUCUGAAUUAUUUGUUGUGUAAAUAAUCCAAUCCGUAUGGAUUUGUACCGUGUAAAAUACAGUCCCUGUAACCAGAGACAUGUAUAUCGUGAUAUACACGUCUCUGGUGUAACACAGGUGACAGAGCAUGCUUCACUGUCGUAGGUUAUCUCAUUGACUACCCUGUUUGGAUUCCUGUCGGGGCAUUUUACAUUCUUGAAAAUUUUGUAAAUGGUUAAAUGUGUGUAACCCUGGUAAAUACUAGUCGCAAUAUACCGCUCAGCUUGAGAGAUCUUCUCUUUAACUCGAUCGGUUGAGCGUAAGACUAGUAAGCCAGGGUUUGAUCCCUAGCGGAGGCAGUGAUUUAAAUUUAAUUAACCAUGGCUCUGUUACAUGUGUAUUGAGUUAAUGUACAAUGUUGUUAACCUAAACUCUUGUAUAUAAAUAAAGCACUGAUGUAAUUAG
Molecule: messenger RNA, 3286 nt
Organism: Pecten maximus
Lineage: Eukaryota; Metazoa; Mollusca; Bivalvia; Pectinida; Pectinidae
Product: gamma-glutamylaminecyclotransferase-like
Exons: 5
Coding region: 242-748 (168 amino acids)
Molecular function (GO): gamma-glutamylaminecyclotransferase activity
Source: RefSeq, a predicted model, not a curated record